CAUCCUCUAAUUGGGGUUCACACCCUGAUUUGACCCCUCAAUUAUCUCCCUUCCUUGAAGAAUUUGAACCGAGCGCUCCCGUAAAGUUUCAACUUUCAAACUAAGCAACCACAGCCACUUUGGGAGCACUCAUCAAGCACUUGCCCUGGAAACACAGAAAUCGGCUAUACCGUUCCCAUGGCCAGGCCUUCGUGGUUGGUUGACGGAAACAGGAUAGCGACAAAGAUCAGAAGUGCAUCAGGCGAUCCAGGAAACGUUUACUGGAAAAGCAACCCUUCAAGGACUUGCCCCAGCUGCCACUAUACCAUUGACAAUAGUGAUGUAACUCAAGAAUGGCCAGGAUUGCCAAGAGGUGUGAAGUUUGAUCCAUCUGAUCAAGAGAUUAUUUUCCACUUACUUGCAAAAGUUGGUGUUGAUGAUAUGAAACCCCAUCCUUUUAUUGACGAAUUCGUUCCAACGGUCCAUAAAGAUGAUGGGAUAUGCUACACUCAUCCCCAAAAUUUACCAGGUGUUAAGCAGGAUGGCACCAUUUCACAUUUCUUUCACAGAGCCAUAAAAGCUUAUAAUACCGGCACACGAAAGCGCCGAAAGAUACAUGGUAAUGAUUUGGGAGAUUUUAGGUGGCAUAAGACGGGUCGCACGAAACCUGUGUUUCUGGAUGGCGUACAAAGAGGGUGUAAGAAGAUAAUGGUUCUUUAUGUGGGCCCGGUCAAGGGGGGUGGAAAAGCCGAGAAAACAAAUUGGGUGAUGCACCAGUAUCAUCUUGGAACCGGGGAGGAUGAGAGGGAAGGAGAAUAUGUAAUUUCUAAAGUGUUUUAUCAGCAACUACAGGUGAAACAAAGUGAAAAAACGGAACAUGCAUCUCCCGAGGAUUCUGAAAGUUUGGGUGCUAAUAACGAUCCAUAUACCCCAAAAACCGAGACUCCUGAACCUGCUCGUUUAGAAAGAAGACUGUUGAGUUCACUUGCAGUCGUUGCAGAACUGGAGACCCCUAAUGUUGAGGCUUGUAAUCAAGAAAAAACCAUAGAGAACCAGACCAAGCGGAUGGAGGUGCAAAAUGAGAUUGAAGAGGGAGAUGAACGCAAAUGGUGGGGCAGUCAAGACGAAGCAGCACAGUAUCUCUUAAGCUCACAACAGCUUGUGGAAGGGCUGUCCUUGUUCGAUGAACUCCUGCAGAGCCAGUCUCCAAGUAGGGAUGGAGGGCAAAAUGGGAAAGAGCAUAAGGGAAUGCCGCGUCUUUCGGAUUAUAGACACUUGGGGACAGAGACUUUUAAGAAGGAUCUAGAGACGUGCCAAGAGCUGGUCCUUGAUCCACCGCCUGUGAUUAAUACAGAGGGUGAAACAGUCAACAACAGCCAAGAGUUUGUCAUUGAUCAAGAAAAUAUAGUUCUAGAGACACCACCUGAAAGGCUUACCCAACUCGAGUUUGAGUCUCAGGACAGUUACCUUGCUUGGGGAGGGAACAAGAUUGAUUCUUCUGAGAGAGGCAGCGGUUAAUCAUCGUUUCUAACCUUUGCAGCCGGGAAGCAGCAAAAUGUUCGUUGGCUUCACAAAACUCUUUUCUGCCUCAAUCCAAACUAACACUUAUUGGAGAUGGGAGUUGAUGAUGUUAAAAUAUGUAGUGUUGUAACAUAGAGAGCAUGAAGUUGUGUUUUGUACUUUGAAGUGAUUCUGAUGGUGGCCUAUAAGUAAUGCUCCCUCCCUGUUUUUGUCCUGUCACGCUUGUAAGGAUAAUGAAACUGUGUGGUUGCG
Messenger RNA from Cuscuta campestris, 1752 nucleotides. Lineage: Eukaryota; Viridiplantae; Streptophyta; Magnoliopsida; Solanales; Convolvulaceae. The record is from the annotation of a GenBank genome assembly.